CCCGGGGCCGCCAUGGAGACCGGCAGCAAGAUGACGGCUCGCCUGAUGCUCGCUGUGGGAGGAGCGGUGCUGGGUUCCUUGCAAUUCGGCUACAACACCGGUGUCAUCAACGCCCCGCAAAAGGUGAUUGAGGACUUCUACAACCGAACCUGGCUGUACCGAUACGAGGAGCCCAUCAGCCCUGCCACCCUCACCACGCUCUGGUCCCUCUCCGUCGCCAUCUUCUCUGUCGGAGGCAUGAUCGGAUCCUUCUCCGUGGGGCUCUUUGUCAAUCGCUUCGGACGGCGCAACUCCAUGCUGAUGUCCAACAUCCUCGCCUUCGUGUCUGCCAUCCUCAUGGGCUUCUCCAAGAUGGCUUUCUCCUUCGAGAUGCUCAUCCUCGGCCGCUUUAUCAUCGGCCUCUACUCCGGCCUCACCACCGGUUUCGUGCCCAUGUACGUGGGCGAAGUGUCGCCCACCGCGCUGCGGGGCGCGUUGGGGACCUUCCACCAGCUCGGCAUCGUCUUGGGCAUCCUCAUCGCCCAGGUGUUUGGUUUGGACUUGAUCAUGGGAAACGACUCGCUCUGGCCACUCCUCCUGGGCUUCAUCUUCGUCCCUGCCCUGCUGCAGUGCAUCAUCCUGCCCUUCGCCCCCGAGAGCCCCCGCUUCCUCCUCAUCAACCGCAACGAGGAGAACAAAGCCAAGAGCGUCCUCAAGAAGCUGCGGGGCACGACGGACGUCAGCAGCGACCUCCAGGAGAUGAAGGAGGAGAGCCGGCAAAUGAUGAGGGAGAAGAAGGUCACCAUAAUGGAGCUCUUCCGUUCCCCCAUGUAUCGUCAGCCCAUCCUCAUCGCCAUCGUCCUGCAGCUGUCCCAGCAGCUCUCGGGGAUCAACGCGGUCUUCUACUACUCCACCAGCAUCUUCGAGAAGGCUGGCGUGGAGCAGCCCGUCUACGCCACCAUCGGCUCCGGCGUGGUGAAUACGGCUUUCACAGUCGUUUCGCUCUUCGUGGUGGAACGAGCCGGACGCAGGACCCUCCACCUCAUCGGCCUGGCGGGGAUGGCGGGCUGCGCGGUGCUCAUGACCGUCGCCCUGACGCUGCUGGACCAAAUGCCCUGGAUGUCCUACCUCAGCAUCGUGGCCAUCUUUGGGUUCGUGGCCUUCUUUGAGAUCGGUCCAGGCCCCAUCCCUUGGUUUAUCGUAGCAGAACUGUUCAGCCAAGGCCCUCGUCCCGCUGCCUUCGCUGUCGCUGGGCUGUCCAACUGGACCUCGAACUUCAUCGUGGGCAUGGGCUUCCAGUACAUCGAGCAACUCUGCGGCUCCUACGUCUUCAUCAUCUUCACGGUGCUGCUCGUCCUCUUCUUCAUCUUCACCUACUUCAAGGUGCCGGAGACGAAGGGUCGGACCUUCGACGAAAUCGCCUCGGGUUUCCGCCAGGGGGGAGCCAGCCAGAGCGACAAGACCCCCGACGAGUUUCACAGCUUGGGCGCUGACUCCCAGGUCUAACCCGCCCGCGGCUCCGCCCGGCCCCUCCCGGCCACCGCCGCCGCCUCUCCUGGCUUUGGGUUGAUUUGUUGUUUUUUUUGUUUUUUUUAAAAAAAACUCACUUUGUACAGAAACCAGGAAGGAGGGAGCGGGGCCGCCCUCGCGCCUGCACCCCUUUUCCAGACUCCCCCACUGGUUUAUCGGGGACAGACUGACCGAUUUUAUUGUUACUGGGGUUUUUUUCUGCUAGGAACGAUUUUAUUUUAUUUUUAGCUGGUUUCGCGUCCAGGAUUUCAAAGCCGAUUGAUGUUUUAAAAACCAACCACGCAGCCUCCGCCAGCGGGAGGGCGGCUCCCUUUUUCUUAACGACGCGAUAGGUUAUUUAACGAGAAAUCAGGUAGCGGAAGUUUUUAAAGCUGGAAACUUUUUUUUUUAACACGCUCUAAUCAUAGAAAAAUCAUGUAAAUUGACUAAAUCGAAACCAAGGAUUUUUUUUUUUUUUUUUUUAACUAAACGAGUUAUUUUUUAAAGCAGUCUCACUGAUUUCAAGCCCCCGGUGGGUUCGCGGAUGGGGAUUUCCCCGCCCGGGGUUGCGCUGAGGACGGGGCGGCCCGGGCCGACGCGCUUGGAAGGGCCGAUGUCCUGCAGCGGGUCGCGGAGCAGCGUCUCCCCCCGCGGCUUCUCGUCUCCUUUGCCUGAAUUUCAGCGGGGAGGGGAAAAGGGGAGGGGGGUGUGUGUGUCUCUUUUUCGUUUGGUUUUGGUUUAAUCUCGGCAAUAUUUGCCCGACGGUGAAGCGCCGGCAGAGCGAACCGGCCCCCCCACACUACAGCACCCCCCGCCAUCGCUCCCGCUCCCGGCCUCACCAAAACGCAUCAUCACGCGGAUACAUCCCUCUCCUGCUCUGUGUAUAGACUGGAAGAUAUUUAUAUUAUAUAUAUUUUUGUUCAAUGGUUGUUAAUAGUAGACAUUUAAGUUAUAGCGUUUCUGAUUUGACAAGCAAAGUACUGUAAAUAUUCUCGGAGUAUAUUCACACUGUAUAAUGUAUACACAAAGGUACAGACGCAAAGGUAUAGUUUCUAUAGCGACUAAGCAAAAGCUUGUACAUGGUUAGGAUGACUUUUGUAUAGUUUAUUACCUGCACUGUAGUUGUAUCUAUUGCACUGAAUUUCAGGCUGUAGGAUAUUAAAAACGGAGAGAAAUACUGUCCUUUUCGAACAAAACUGAACACCCCCCUCACAAAGAGCCUCCCUUCCCCCCACGUGCAGCUGCUGCGGGAGCUGCUGCCCCGUUCCCAAAGCCGGGGGCAAGUUUUUUACCGAGUGGGGUUUGGUUUUUAUUUAUUUGUCUGGUUUGGAAGUGAUUUCACUUGACCACACUUGAAAGAAAAUAAAGGUGGGGGGAAAAAAAAAAAAUAUAUAUAUAUAAAAAGCCACCCUGUGAUAAAACUCUUCGCGUCCCUGCGCGGCACAGCACCCCGGGAGUGUGCGUGUGUGUUUUUUUAUUUUUAAAACAAAUACAUAAAAACAAGUGCCAAGAGGAAGGUGUGUGGUGUGCGAACAAUAAAGGAGAAUGUGUGCAGCGACCCG
Gavia stellata (red-throated loon) is the source of this 3050-nucleotide messenger RNA. It is a transcript of the gene SLC2A1, whose product is annotated as solute carrier family 2 member 1. The coding region runs from base 13 to 1485 and encodes 490 amino acids. Gene Ontology annotation, biological process: D-glucose transmembrane transport; response to insulin. Gene Ontology annotation, cellular component: basolateral plasma membrane; apical plasma membrane. NCBI's taxonomy places the organism in Eukaryota, Metazoa, Chordata, Aves, Gaviiformes, Gaviidae. The transcript is spliced from 10 exons. The record is from RefSeq and is a predicted model, not a curated record.